Messenger RNA from Aspergillus pseudoviridinutans, 6357 nucleotides. Its product is annotated as type I iterative polyketide synthase. The record is from RefSeq and is a predicted model, not a curated record. Bases 1 to 6357 code for a protein of 2118 amino acids. Gene Ontology annotation, biological process: fatty acid biosynthetic process; secondary metabolite biosynthetic process. Gene Ontology annotation, cellular component: fatty acid synthase complex. The transcript has 10 exons. NCBI's taxonomy places the organism in Eukaryota, Fungi, Ascomycota, Eurotiomycetes, Eurotiales, Aspergillaceae. Gene Ontology annotation, molecular function: fatty acid synthase activity; 3-oxoacyl-[acyl-carrier-protein] synthase activity.
AUGAAUCAAAUUCCUAUUUUCGCAGGCUUGGGUUCGGAAGCGCUUUUCUCAGAACGAACUCUGGCGACUGCGGCCGAGGACGCUAGAACGCCAGAGGGCCAGAUUAUAUUACGAGCGUGCCAUGGCAUCUUUGUGAAAGAGAUCACCUCCGUCAUCCAGAGCCAGCGUCUACCUUCGGACAUCAACCUGGAAGACUUCGCGGAGCCGGAAAGCCUCAUACGACCUCGGGCGUGUUAUCAACGGAAUAGCAUUAUUCAACAUGUAUCCAUGUACACAAUUCAGCUUCUACGAUAUCUACGACACUCGAAGGAGAAGCCUGGUUUCCUUCUUGGUGUGGCUGGAUUUUGUGCCGGAUUAUUGCCUUGUGCAGCUCUGGCCACGUCCAAGAAUACAAUCGAACUGCUCUCUCGGGGCCAAGAUUUCUUCUACGUAGCUCUGCAUUUAGGCAUCCGGAUUGAAACCUACAGGCAGGUUAUGGUGGCCAAAGAAGGCUGCCCACCAGAUCUGCCCUGGAGUUUGGUCGUUGAUGGGAUUACGCCCCAGCACACCCGAGAGCUGCUUGAAGAACACAAUAGACGGUAUCCUUCUUCUUACGUUUACUUGAGUGCCAUCAACUCCGAUACUUGUGUCACCCUGAGCGGUAGAGGUGAUCAUCUUCGGCAGUUCAGUCAAAGCAGCUUGCCCUCCCAAUGCAAGAUACGGCCAACGACUAUUUUUUCUUUGUAUCAUAACCGUCGUCAGCUCGAGGGAGUCCGAAUGGAUGUCCUUCAAGACCUCCGAAACAACAUGCUCUUAUCCCCAGCACCCUUACAUCUUAUUGUCCCACUGUUUUCUAAUGUUGAUGGGAAGCCGAUCGACUCAGGCCAGCUGGCAACGGUUGAAGAAUUCUGCGAGAAGCUCCUCGAGAUGAUGCUUUUAGAGCCGGCGGACUGGGCAGCGGUUGAGCAUAACAUUCUUGCUACUAUCAAGCAAUCAGCCACCGCUGCGGAUGCUUGUUAUGAAAUUCUGAAUUUCGGUCCUGGAUACGGCAUGUCGGGAGCCAGACAUAACCUCCCAGAUAACGUGAAAAUUGUACCUGCUUCAAUCGUCGAACAACGGCCCUCGCCACAAGACGCUUCCGGGUUGCUGUCACCUGAUGAUAUUGCUAUCGUGGGAAUGGGUGUGGACCUUCCAGGUGCUCCCAAUACCGAUGCUCUUUGGCAAAACUUGGUCGACGGCGUUAAUUCUUGCACUGAGAUUCCGUCUUCAAGGUUCCAUGUGGAGGACUUUUAUCAGAAGGAAGAUGGCCGUACUCUGCGAACGAAGUACGGCAACUUCCUGGAAAACCCAUUCAUAUUCGACAACGAACUGUUUGGUAUUUCCCGUCGAGAAGCCCAGUCAAUGGACCCACAACAACGAGUCAUGCUCCAAACUGCCUACCGAGCACUCGAAGAUGCUGGAUAUGUGCCUGAUUCAACCCCGUCAUUCUCCAGGAAGACGUUCGGUUGUUUUAUUGGAAACGCUACAUUGGACUAUACCGACAAUCUUAGAGACCACAUUGAUGUCUACUACAGCCCCGGAACGUUACGCGCUUUUCAGAGUGGACGGAUAAGCUACGUCUUUAAAUGGAGUGGGCCAUCUAUCACUUUGGAUACGGCUUGUUCCUCAUCGAUGGUAGCCAUUCAUCAAGCAGCACGAGCUAUCCAGGCUGGAGACUGUCGGUCGGCAUUGGUUGGGGGCGUAAAUGUCAUCACUAGUCCUGACAUGUAUCUUGGUCUCGAUCGAGCACAUUUCCUAAGUCCAACUGGCCAAUGCAAGCCAUUUGAUGAUUCAGCAGAUGGCUAUUGCCGGUCUGAAGGCUGUGCGGCUUUCGUGGUUAAGAAACUUGGUGAUGCACUAUCGGAAGGUGACCGAAUUCUCGGGGUUAUUCGAGGCAUUGAGAUUAACCAAAGUGGCAAUGCGCAUUCCAUAACGCAUCCUCAUUCACCAACGCAGGAAGACUUAUUUCAGACGUUACUAAAGAAAACCCAAAUCCAUCCUCAUCAGAUUACUGUGGUGGAAACACAUGGCACGGGCACACAAGCUGGGGACCCAAAUGAGCUUGUUAGUAUUCGCGGUGCAUUGUGCAACGGUCGAGAUCCAGGGAACCUUCUCCAUUUUACCUCUAUCAAAGCCAACAUCGGCCACUGCGAGGCCGCUUCCGGCGGUGCAGCAUUGGCGAAAUUACUUCUGAUGAUGAGGCAUGGGCAAAUACCCCCGCAGAUAUCCCUCAAGACACUCAACCGUAAGAUCAAAGACCUUGGCACGGACGGAUCCGUCAUUGACCGUGACGGUGCUACUUGGCCUCGACCUUCGAGACACCCGCGGCUUGCUCUACUUAACAACUUUGGUGCAGCGGGUUCCAACGGUGCCUUGAUACUGCAAGAGUAUUCCAGUCCCAAAGCUCCCCCUCAACAUGAGGAGCAGUGCGAGGCUCACAGCUAUAUGUUUGGGUUUUCGGCAAGAAGCACCACAAGCCUCCUUGCCUAUAAAGAUGUGCUGCUCUCUUAUCUGGAGGCUCCUUCGGUACCGAGUUCUCUUCGUGAUGUUGCUUAUACCAGCACGGCUCGCCGCCAGAUCCUUGAUUACCGUAUCUCUGUUACCGGUUCGACUAUACAGGAAAUAGUCGAUAACUUGAGAAAUGCAGAGAUUUACAACAUUCGCGAGUCGGCAAAUCCACAGCCACGUGCGGUAUUCGCAUUCUCUGGUCAAGGAUCACAGUACCUAGGAAUGGGCCAUGAGCUUUUAACUGCUUACCCUGAAUUUAAAAAAGUGGUCCUGGACUGCGAACGAUGGUUAUUGAGCAAUGGAUAUCCGGGAUGUCUCGAUGUAAUCGCAUGCAAAGACAACCAAGAACAGCAAUCUCACUCAUCUUCGCUACUACAACAAUCCCUUCAGACAGCAGUCUUUGUCUUGGAGGUAGCACUAGCACGCCUGCUUAUCUCUCUUGGUGUCAUGCCAACUAUCGUGCUCGGUCACAGCCUGGGAGAGUACGCUGCCCUCGUCAUUGCUGGUGUGAUUGAUUUGCAAAGCAGUCUGAAACUGGUAGCCCAUCGAGCAAAACUUAUGAUGGAGCUGUGUCAGCUUGAAACAACGUCAAUGCUCGCGGUUAACCUCGGUGCAGAGACUGUGAGACAGCACAUUGACAACAGCCCAGAAUUUCAAGAUUUGGCUAUAUCUUGUGAUAACAGUCAUUCUGAUUGCGUUGUUGGGGGCCCAAUCGGUCAGCUCCAAUCGCUGAAAGCAAGGCUCAGUACGAUGAAGACGAAGUCGAAAAUCCUCGACGUCCCAAUGGCUUAUCAUACAAACGCAAUGGACCCAAUAUUGGGUCAAUUGACAGAAGUCGCCAAGACACUCGAAAUCUCAUCUCCGAGAAUCCCUGUCCUAUCUAACGUGUUUGGCCGCCUUAUCCAACCUGGCGAAAAAGCUUUCACUUUUGAGUAUUUCGCCAUGCAUUGUCGCCAGACUGUUGCUUUCAACGCAGGCAUUGAUGAGCUCUCCCGUAGUGGAAUGGGGGCUGAAAUCUCCCGAUGGGUAGAAAUCGGACCUCAUUCGUCUUUGCUGCCAAUGGUUAGCACUAGAUUGGAUAGAGACGCUACGGAUCUUCUACCCUCAUUACGAAAAGGAACUCCAGCAUCUACGGCAGUUGCUCGACUCCUAUCCCAUUUUUACCAAACAACUACCGCGUUGAAUUGGCGAAAAGCCUUCGAUGAGCGAGCAACCUUAACCACCCUUCCGGCCAUGCCAUUCUCAGAGCAGGAAUUUGGUAUCUACUAUCCACAUGAAAGUGCUCAGAGAGGCUCGGGUGAGUGUGAUCAAAAUGCUGAUUCUCAAACUGGGUACACCUUCCUGUCCACGAUUGUUCAACGCCCAUCGGAGACGAACAGGGAGGCCAUCUUUGAGACGCCGAUUGCGGUCUUGAAGGAAUAUAUUCUCGGGCACCGUGUCUGUGAAUAUGCUCUCUGUCCUGCAUCAGUAUACCACGAGAUUGUUCUAGCUGCUUCCAAGUGGACGCAGCUCGAUCAAGGUGAAGAAGUCAUCAGGACACUUUCGAACGUGCAAUAUCCGGCACCUUUGCUAUACUCAGAAGACUCUUCUGUAAUCGUUAGGGUUUCCAUAAAGCCUAGCGGUGACCAUAAGGCAGGCUAUUCGUUCACUGUAGCCUCAUAUAACGCAGGUUCGGAUUCGCAGCAACAAAUGAUUCACUGUCAAGGGCAGCUGAAGAUACGGUCUACUGCUCAUGCUGAAAAGUAUGCAAAACUAGUGCCGCUCAUGGAACGGCAAAAGGAACGGUUUCUGCGCAUCGAACAAUCGAACACACAGGUGUUCCUCCGAAAAGCCAUGUACGAAAAGAUUUUCACACGGGUCGUCCAAUAUUCCGAAUUGUAUCAGAUGGUUCAGUCGGUACGCAUCGACCAAGAUGAAGCACUCGCAGUUUGUCGUUUUCCCAAUUCACAAGGAGAUCCAUCGGGGGCGAACACGGUCCUGAUGGACGUCCUCCUUCAUGUUGCUGGUUUCGUCGCCAAUCUCAAUAUUGAGAAUGAUGAAGUCUGCAUCUGCAAGGAGGUCAAAUCUGCUACCAUGACUCGAGGAUUCCCCUUGUCAGAUACGACGUUCGAAGUCUAUUGCAGCAAUCUCGAAAUCGCAGCCACCAAUGUGGUCAUAGCAGACGCAUAUGCUGUGGAUUCACGAGGCGUCAUUGCUGUCUUCAAGGGCAUGGCCUUUCAGCGAGUGAAACUAACGAGAAUGGCUCAAGCUCUCCGGUUGACGGCUGCGAGAUCUGGUCAUUCACAUCAAGCUGUUCCAGUAAAGAGAGCCACAGUGGUAGCUCCGAAACCUCCGGCUCCUGACUCACAGCUUACUGACAUGCCCGUUGACAAGCAACCAGCUAUCAGGGAGAUCAUUGCGAGAACUUGCAAUCUAGAAGCAUCGAACUUAACUGCGGAGACCAGUCUUCACGCCAUCGGUUUUGACUCGCUCAUGAUGAUUGAACUUGCUUCCAACCUGUCCUCUAUGCUUCAUACCCCAAUUGAUAUAUCAGCUCUGGAGGAGUGUGAGACCGUUGAGGACAUCGAGCAGCUGUGCAGCGAUGUGGGCGAAUCAGGACCCACACCCGUGUCGGAAGCAGAGACUGUUGACUCCGUCACUAUGCCAGUAACACCGGCAACGCCGGCAACGCCUUCAGAUAAGCUACUUAUUGCAUCCAUAAUCGCCGAAACAUGUGGUGCCCAUAUUACCUCGGUCAAGCCAGAUGUAGAGCUCGAGGCUCUUGGGAUCGAUUCACUGAUGAUGAUUGAACUGGAGGCCCGUCUGCAAAGUCAAUCGAACCCCAAGAAAGUUUCAUCUUCGGAGCUAUCCGAAUGCAGGACAGUGAGGGAUAUCGAGAGAUUAGCAAAUAUAGAUGAUGCAGGACCAGCCCAACUUGAAGUUGAAAUUUCUCCUCCUUUAUCUCCCCGAAGCCGUGGUGAAAGACAAUCUCCAGUACCAAAAGCCGAAAAGACAGAAGUAUCCGCGCCCAUGAAGAUGAAGAUUGCGGCCAUGCUCAGGUUGCAAGAGCAACCCGAAAUAGUGCAUCUCGCCGAGGACAAGGCUCCUAAAAACGCCCCAUUGUUCCUCAUCCACGACGGCAGCGGCAUCUGUGUUCAAUAUCACCGACUGAGACCCUUCAAUCGCACGGUUUAUGCGAUCCACGACCCCAAAUUUCUGGAUUCAGAUUCCUGGUCAGGAAUUCCUGCCAUGGCACAAUCUUACGCACGACUUAUUGCAAGGACAACUUCCGGCCCUUACAUCCUCGGUGGCUGGUCGUUUGGUGGUGUUGUUGCAUUCGAGGCUGCUAGAGUGCUAAUGGCAGGAGGCUACCCUGUCACUGGUGUAGUUCUUAUUGAUUCACCGCCGCCACUCAAUCACAAGCCGCUCUCUGCGAACAUCAUAGACGCCGUUACAAAAGGCGAUAAAAAUAGAGGUGGCUUGGUCGGUGAAACUAUUCGCAACCUUGUCAGGGAAAGCUUCACAGCCUGCGCGGGUAUGCUUGGAGCUUUCAAACCAGAGGCUGUGACAAGUACUAGUCGACCAAUUCCACGGACUUUCUUGCUCCGAUCAAGGGAUGGCUUUCUUAUAAAUACGAGCAAUGGUAGUCGGGAGGUGGAGAACGCUUGGUUGCAGGAUCGCUCCGAUCCCAGGACUUCCAUUGAGGGAUGGGAGAUUCUUACAAAGGCAAAGAUGCCUUAUAUGGAUAUUCCCGGCGACCAUUUCCAGGUCUUCGACGUUGCGAAUAUACAAGCUGUAUCAAAAGCCGUCGCUCAUGCAUGCAAUGAAUUAACAAGCACCUCUUCAAGUUGA